AUGUUGUAUCUAUUUGUGACUGUUAAGUGUGAGUCUCAAAUUCCUUCUAUAAUAAUAUCAGAUGUCUUAUUUGAAAUUGAUGAUUAUCUUACAUUUCAAGACUUUUUACAACAAGCUAAUAUUGAGUAUGAAGUCAAUGAGUUAGUAAAAGUUAAAAUUCACUGUGUAGGAAAUAAACAAUGUAAUACUUUUGCAUCAGCUCAGUCUACAGAAUGUUCUCUUUCUCCACCAAAAUCUGAUGGAAAAGAAACUACUAUAGGCAAACAGUUUUUAGAAAAUUUUAAUAUAUUACUUUGGAAACUUGAUGAACACCAUCAAAAAUUAAAAGAGCAAGGCUGUCAUCUUCCAGAAUUUAUUUUGUCUUUGCAUGGAUAUCAAAAUAAUUA
Molecule: messenger RNA, 386 nt
Organism: Dentiscutata heterogama
Lineage: Eukaryota; Fungi; Glomeromycota; Glomeromycetes; Diversisporales; Gigasporaceae
Source: the annotation of a GenBank genome assembly